UGUCAUUUUAACUUACGAGAGAAAGAGAGAGAGAGAGUGGACUUUUGUUCCCUUUGCCUUGAUUUUUGGGUCAAAUAAAUAAGGAUGUUUUAUUGGACUCACAAACCCACAACAACAACAACAACAUAAUAGUCAUAACAUCUUCUGCAACAAACACUUUCUUCCUUCACUUGUUUACUCAAUUUUGAGGCCUCAAUUCCGGGUUUGAACAGAUACAAGUGCACAUUGUUUGUUCAAGCCAUCAUUCAAGACACUCAUGGAAGCAGUUAAUGAAGCUAGACCUGUUUCCUCCUGAGAUAUAAGAUAGAGGUUCACAUGGUUUCUUCAGACAAAAGUGCUGAUCAAAAUAUCCCUUCUGAUAGAUUGCAGCAGAGAGUGAGUCCUGAUAGUGAUAUUACACUAUCACAAGGUCAUGAUACUAAAAAUGAACUGUCCAAACCAGAGGGAGCAACAAGCAUUCCUUCUAUUGUAGCUAAAAAUGAAGGGAAGGAUUCUGAUCAAGAAGGAAGCACAUGUUCUUUACCACUUGAGAAACAUUUGCAGAGCCCUGAUACUCUUUCACAUGAAUUGCCUCCAUUGCAAUCAAAUCAGGAAAGUCCCUCUAUAAUACGUGAAAAGGUAUCAAAAGAUGGCUAUAACUGGCGAAAAUAUGGCCAGAAACAUGUAAAGGGGAAUGAAUUUAUAAGGAGUUAUUACAAGUGUACACAUCCAAAUUGCCAGGCAAAAAAGCAAUUGCAGCAGUCAAAUAAUGGGCAUAUCACAGAUUCCAUUUGUAUUGGUCAGCAUAAUCAUCCUAGACCUCAAUUGAACUCCACAGUAUCAGUUGAGUGUGUUCUGCCUAUUGUUGAACAAACACCGCCCAAACCCUCAUUAGCCGAUGUGGAAGACAAAACAUCGAUUGAGCAAGGAUGUAUGCCGCAACAGAUCAAGCCUUUACAGUCCAUUCCGACUACAAAAGUUUCGCCAGUUAUUGAGUUGAAAGCAGCGCAUUUACAAUUGACUAAGGCAAAGAAUCAGGCUCAUGGCAAUGAGGAUCCGGAGUCAAAGCGGCUGAAGAAAAACAAUAGUAAUGCUGAUGCCACUGGAGUUGACAUGUCAACUUGUGAAUCUCGUGUUGUUGUUCAGACUUCAAGUGAGGUUGAUCUGGUAAAUGAUGGGUAUCGCUGGCGCAAAUAUGGGCAGAAACUAGUUAAAGGGAAUACAAACCCAAGAAGUUAUUAUCGGUGCUCAAAUCCUGGCUGCCCUGUCAAAAAGCAUGUGGAGAGGGCCUCUCAUGAUUCAAAAAUUGUAAUAACUACCUAUGAGGGACAACAUGAUCACGAAAUCCCCCCUGCAAGGACUGUCACUCACAAUGCAGCUACAAAUACUCACACAACAACCACUAAUGGCGAGGCAGGGACCAAAUCUGGAGGUAAUACUGUUUUUGUUGAUACAGGGGAAUGCAGCGACCUGGACUCAGUGAGUAGAUUAACCGAGCAACUAAAUGACAAGUCAAAUACUAAGUCAAAGGACGGUGAUAAGCUUGAGUUUCGUGUGAUCAGCCUUUCUAACGAGGGUCCUGAAAUUAAAUUUAGCAAGCAACAGCAACAAAAAGAUAACUCAGGUGCUAAAAACAAUUCUGUCAGCAAUGACAUCGUAUGCCAUUCAAGUUCUGGAGUUCCGUGUAGAUCAAAUGAACAGCUGGAAGAUGAGGUAAAAACUAUAUCAGAAGGAAGUAAGGAUUGCCUUAAUGUGGUUGCUGUUUGUGAUACUCCUAGUACAGAAAAUGAAUUUAAUAAGCAAUCAGCAGCUGAUGCGGAACCCGUCCAAAGCUAAAAUUUGCAAUAUUUUUCGAAGCUGCAGCUUGUUACAGAAGAGUAUAAAUAUUUGGCAAUGACAUAGGCUUUACAGAUAUAUUGUGGGAUUAUGAUUCCUAUUUAUACUCUAACCUUCACUUUACUCUUCUACCUCUUUCUUCUUUGGGCAACUUGAAUAAAUAUGCAAAUCACAAUUAAUACUACAUUGAAUAUUAUAACUUGUAUACCAUUAUUAUUAGAGUUAAAUAAGAUUUACAUUUCAUACACAUGUAUCUAACAUUCUAAUAUAUUGUUGAACAUACUCAGUUAUUCUCAU
Molecule: messenger RNA, 2112 nt
Organism: Cajanus cajan (pigeon pea)
Lineage: Eukaryota; Viridiplantae; Streptophyta; Magnoliopsida; Fabales; Fabaceae
Product: WRKY transcription factor 1
Biological process (GO): regulation of DNA-templated transcription
Molecular function (GO): sequence-specific DNA binding; DNA-binding transcription factor activity
Source: RefSeq, a predicted model, not a curated record